Molecule: messenger RNA, 1716 nt
Organism: Talaromyces proteolyticus
Lineage: Eukaryota; Fungi; Ascomycota; Eurotiomycetes; Eurotiales; Trichocomaceae
Exons: 3
Coding region: 1-1716 (571 amino acids)
Source: RefSeq, a predicted model, not a curated record
AUGCAAAUUGCCUUCUACGACCCUAAUGGAAAUGCUGGCCGAUACUCAGAUGGGGUCAGAUUCAACCCGCGUCCUACAAAUAAACCGGAUGUACAUGCAUGCGCUGCAGCGAGGCUCACAACAUCUACGAUUACUGCACAAUUAACGCAACAGGAGAACCUAGAUGCAGGUACAACGCGCCGUGAGCCUGAGAUAAACCCAACCAACGUGACGAAAGACUACCAUGACACCUCCUCUAUUCCGGAUGCCGGUCAGUCAGGCGAACUUGAUAGCAACUACAGCGAUGAUAACCUUCGUUCUUUGUUCUCCACGCUCUCCGAAAACGGGGAGAACUAUCUAAACCCGGCAGCAGAUCCAAACGCUUCAGAACACCAUCAGGCGGACCGGGAACGUCUGGAGGACCACGAUUACCUCCCUGACACUGGGAUCGAAGAGGCCACAAGUCCCGGUCCAAUAGGAGAGCUUCCUAGUGCUGCUGAAGACCUACACAAAGGAGUUAAUAUGCAAGAUCUUCCUGGACCUCAGAGAAGUAAUUCAGAGCAAGGCCCUGCCGAUGAUUCUAUUGCUUCAGGGUCCUUUGCGAAGGGUCAACACCGUGAUCAUACCGCUAUAAAUAAUGCUCGCGCCCGAAGCCCUUACCCCGAUGCGUCAGAUCCAAUAUUUGGAAACAGUGAAGCGAUAAUAAAAGAUAACAAAUCAAGUUGCGGUGUAUCUUGUGGCUAUCACGCUGAUGACCAGGGUUUUGUUUCAAUCGCUGACGUCCAAAGCAUUACUGCCGUUUUUUUGACCCUGUUAGCGAAAAAUUCCACUUCCAAUGCUCACUCACGGCGCAGUACAGCGACAACGUCGCCAUCGGAGAUGAUUUCCAAUAUAUCAGAUUCUAUAUGUAGACACGGGCGAAAUGAGAUACAGAGCCCAGCCUGUGUAUCUGUGACGGGAAAGCCACUGCCUGCCGUUGGCGAUGAGCAUAUUGAUCCCCGCUUAACUGUCAAUCAAUACCCAACUGUGGAGCCUGUCGCACAUGUCCCUUCUUCAGAUGUCCGGAAAUCGUGUCUCUCAAAUGCACAAUUGGACAUCAUAGAGAAAGUUGACCCCACCAUGUUUCGAUACCGACACGGCUUAAGUGGUCCGAAUAUGAUGGUAGCAGACCCUUUGCCAGACAAUAUUGGAGCCCCGAUCGGCAGUCAACAGAGUCAACAGGAUUGUCUCAUACAUGGCCGCUUCACUUCUCAACUACUUCCAGAAGGGAGGGUAUACCACAUGACAUGGCACUCAUCAGAGACCACUACCAAUCAACAUUUCCAAGGAGGUUCCAGAACAACCUCCCAAGGCUUUAAAGAGCCUACAAAAAGACAGACUCGCUCUAAAGGCUCGAAAUAUUCUCCAGAGGAGAAUGAGAAAUUGAUCCAACUUCGUAGCAGCGGGCAAUCUUGGGAGGAAAUUCAGAAUAGUCAUUUCUCGAAUCGAACACCGGGUGCUCUUCAGAUGCAUUACUACCACCUUUUGACGCAUGACAAAACAAGGAAGAAAAACAGUGGAAGAAAAAGAAAGCAGAAAGGCGGUCCAGCCUCAGUUACCAUAUCCCAAGUCUCAUCGCGCCAUAAGAUAGGCCCUUCGACCUCCGUCGAAGUAGAGGGCUUAAAAAGGAGAGCGGGGGAUUCGCGAUAUCCUCAACGAAAGCGCCAUAGGUCUGAGCGCUACCAUCCUGGCAAAUAA